CAGAAGGACAGAAUCACAUGCUCACCUCUCGCACAGCACGCAGCUCAUCAGCUCUGAUCUCAUCUCUAUAAAGAGCAAGUAUGUGUGUGUGUUUAGGUGUGUGUGGGUGUGUACAUGUGUGAGUGUGUGUGUGUGUUUUUGUGGGUGUGUGUGCAUGAGAGAGAGAGAGAGAGAGUGUGUGUGAGUCUGUGUCUGUGUGUGAGCACCCAGUUGGACUAAUACAGAACGUGUGGAUUUAAGAGAUUCAGCAGUGAGUGCUAAUCAACCUGUGAGGGUGUGAGAGGCUCUUGCAUCAGAACAAGAGGAGGAAGAAGAUGAUUCGAUGGGAUUGAUUAAAGCUCAGUAAGUUCAGAGUGGCCUAAAGGUCAUGGGGUCGAUGACACUCGGGAAAGCAGCGCCGCUGGAGCUGCUGUUAGAUGCCUGCAUCGCUGCGUUUGACGAUGAAGGAAGGCUAAAUGGGAAUCACUUUCCCAGAACUUUCCUGCUAAUGCAUCGAUGGUACGUCUCAUCAACAGAGUUGGCGGGAAAACUCCUCAUCAUGUAUCGGGACUGCACAGGAGAUGAGAGCGAGCAAACGAGGCUAAAGAUCUGCUAUUUAAUGAGGUACUGGAUUGUCGAGUUCCCUGCUGAGUUUGAUCUGGAUCUGGGUCUGAUCCGACUGACGGAGGAGUUUAGAGACGUAGCGGCGCAGCUGGGCUGUGACCAACACCUCCGACUGCUUGAUAUCUCCACCAUCCCAUCAUACGACUGGAUGAGGAAGUUGACACAGAGGAAGAAGCAGGUGAAGAAAGGCAAAGCGUCGCUGCUGUUCGAUCACCUGGAGCCCAUGGAGCUGGCCGAGCACCUCACCUUCCUGGAGUACAAAUCCAUCCGCAGGAUAUCAUUCCCAGACUAUCAAAGCUAUGUGGUGAAUAACAGUGUGAUGGAGAACCCUACACUGGAACGUUCUAUCGCUCUGUUUAAUGGCGUGUCCCAGUGGGUUCAGCUGAUGGUCCUCAGUAAACUCACACCACAGCACAGAGCCGACGUCAUCAGCAAGUUCAUCCAUGUGGCCCAGAAACUUCUCCACUUGCAGAACUUCAACACACUUAUGGCGGUGGUUGGGGGUUUGAGUCACAGCUCCAUCUCACGCCUGAAAGAAACUCAUGCACACCUCAGCGCUGAUGUCACCAAGAUCUGGAGUGAGAUGACAGAUCUGGUGUCGUCAAAGGGGAACUACAAUGCCUACCGUAAAGCCUACAGCGAGUGCGAGGGGUUUAAGAUCCCCAUCCUGGGUGUGCACCUGAAGGACCUGAUCGCUGUGCAUGUGAUUUUUCCUGACUGGAUUGACCAGAGCAAACUCAACCUGGUGAAAAUGCAGCAUCUUUACAUCACCUUUAAAGAGCUGAUGGCGUUACAGAGCUCAGCGGCUCACGUCGAGCCCAACAUGGACCUCAUCUACCUGCUGGCUCUUUCACUAGAUCUCUACUACACUGAAGACGAAAUUUAUGAGCUGUCUUUACUACGAGAGCCACGAAACACCAAAUCCGUGCCUACAUCUCCAACGACGCCGAAUAAAACUCACGCUCCUCUGGACUGGGCUGCAGGAGUGACGACGAAACCUGAUCCUUCUGUCAUCAACAAACACAUCCGCAAAGUGGUGGAUUCUGUGUUCCGUAACUACGAUCACGAUCAUGAUGGCUACAUUUCACAGGAGGACUUCGAGAGCAUAGCGGCUAAUUUUCCCUUCCUGGAUUCUUUCUGUGUGCUGGAUAAAGACCAAGACGGGUUGAUCAGUAAGGAUGAGAUGAUGGCGUAUUUCCUGCGUGCUAAUCCUGUACUUCAGUGUAAAAUGGGGCCGGGCUUCAUCCAUAACUUCCAGGAGAUGACGUACCUGAGGCCCACCUUCUGUGAGCACUGCGCUGGAUUUCUCUGGGGGAUUAUUAAACAGGGCUACAAGUGCAAAGAUUGUGGAGUUAAUUGUCAUAAACAGUGUCGUGAGUUGUUGGUGUUAGCGUGUCGGAGACUUCCGCGCUCCACCUCUCUCUGCAGCGUCUCCCCCGGAGCGCACAGCUCGUUACCCAGCAGCCCCACGCUGCCCACCUCUAAAGAUGAAGACGAGGUGUUUGAGUUUCCCGCCGUCUCGCCUUCCGGUUCUCAUUUAGAACCCAAAUCCAUCACUCUGAUGACGGGUUCUGCUCAGAGGAUCUCCGUUCGCUUCCAGAGAGCCACGACGAGUCAGGCCACUCAGACCGAUCCUCUGUGGCCCGAGAACGCCUGGAGCGAGUCCGGCUCCGGAUCGCACACUUUCCCCAAGAUGAGGUACAGGCCACAUCGCAAGAACUCUAAAAACAAAGGCUUCGCUCGCUGGGAGAACGAGACGAGCGGCCACGAGAGGAGGGAAUCGCACAAGCAACUGGAGGAGGAGGAAAGGAACGGAGUCGCGCCGUUGCAUCACCAUUACACUCAGGAUGCCAAGAUCAGCUGACUUGGCGGCUCAGAGAGCCAGACCAGGACGCGGGGGAGAUCUUCAGCUCUGCGGCCCAGAAUGCUCACCUCUCUGGGGGAGGUGUUGGGGUGCUUCAGGCCCCCCGAGUGACCCCGAAAUGCAGGAGACGAUCGAAGAAAGAGACGCCACAGCUGCUGCAUAACAGGAGUCUGAAACAAGACUGAAGCUGAAGCUGUGGAGGACAUUGAAUAACAUUUCACAAUCUAGUGAUAUUUUUCUAAGGAGGACUUCAUCACCAUCAUCAUCAUCAUCAUUUACUUUAGGUGUAAAGCUGAAACAGUCGAUUGGAGGCAGAGAUGUGGAUCUCGUGGAGGAGCGUUCAGGGGACGGUUCAUUUUGGACCUUUUUAACGUGUCACUGAUGUUUUUGUCAGAAAAGUGUUUUUUUAUGCAGGAGUGGACAAAUCAUAUGUUCAUUAGCAUUUGGGGCAGGCGAGGGAAAGCAUAAAGGUCUACAGAGUGUAAAUACAUUUACGCUAAUGUAAGUAUGACUCGCUAAUUGGAUAAUUAAUACACACGAAGAAAAAUGAAGGAGUAGUUCCAGGGACAGGAGCAAAGGAAGUAAGACAGAGUGAGGCAAGCUGAUAAGAUUCAGUGGUCAGAGGAAGAGCGUCAUGUAGCAAGGGUCACAGUCAGGGUCACAGGGUCAGGGUCAGGAGGUGAUAAAUUAGUCUUGGAGAAGGUAUGGACCAAACAAGAAAAACACGACUAGUUCUGAGUUUAGCGUGGUCGCCUUGCACCUCCAGAGUCAAGGUCUGGAUUCCCGCCUCGGGUCUGUGUGGGGAGGUGGCAUGUUCUCCCCGUGCUUGAGGGGGUUCCUCCCACAGCCCAAAGACAUGCACAUUAGGCUAAAAUUAGUUUCUAAUUUGCCCAUAAUGUGUAAGUGUGUUAGUGAUUGUUUGCCCGGGAAUGGAUUGGCAUCCUUGUGCCCAGAGUACCCUGUGAUAAGCUGUGUGUGUGUGUGUGUGUGAGAGAGAGAGAGAGAGAGAGAGAGAAAGUAGUUAUGAAGGAAACAGCAUCUGUUAAUACACAGUGUUAUAUUCUGUGUCCUGAUUGGCCAGAAGGCGUUGAUUAAUUUCUGGAACUUUUAUUGUACAAAGUGCUGUACAGACGUAUCUAAAAAAAUUACAUGAAAUAUAAUAAUAAUUACAAAAACUAAAACAAACAAACCAGACAGAAAUAUAAAAAUAUAAUAAAUAAAUGUAAAAACUAAAAAGGAGGAUCUUCUAUAAGUUUUCAGUAAAGGAGUCUCCAGUGUGAGCGCCGUGUGGGAGUCAGAGCUAAUGCGCUAAUGCUAAGUCUGUAGAACAGAAUGUUGAGGACGCUUCUUUGCAUUGAGCGGAGCUCCAGCAGAAACUCAUUCAGAGUGAAAGUAAUUGUACUUGUUUUUUAGUUGCUGUGUGGAAUAAAACACUGGGGGACGUUCUGUUAGAGGAAAAUAAUUAGCGUCAGAGUGAUAUUAAUAACUCUGCUUCAUCACACCUUUUACACUGUGGUGUAAAAUUCCGUUUAUAUAAAAAGUGUUUUUGUAAAGAUGUAACCCCAGAUGCACCCUCUGCUUGUCCCGAGUAUCUGGACUGCUGAUUUGUCCACUCCUGUUCUUGUUAUUAUUAUUAUUAUUAUUAUUGUCUAAAAUUUGCUUCUUUAGUUUUGCACUGAAGCUACGAUGCUAGCAAGGAACAAUGUGCUAAUCCGGAAAAACGAUUUUAUUAUUUUUUUUAAUCCUUUGCUGUGUGUGUGUGUGUGUGUGUGUGUGUGGAUCUUACUUAAAGAAGAAAACUGAAGUGAUGUAGGUUUAAACAUCGGCUGAAAACACUACAUGAGGAUUUGGUGAAUGAGAAAGUCAGAUGAAUGUUUAACAGAUUUUUAAAGUCCAUGCUAGUUUAUACUAGGGUUCAGGAAGUUGUAACGGUAUGCUAUAUAUAUAUAUAUAUAUAUUAAUAUAGUUAUUGCAAUUUAAUUAUUUUUGUAAUUAAUUGAGAGAGAGACAGAGAAAGAGAGAUGAAGAGUGGCCUGAGAGAGAGAGAGAGAGAGAGAGAGUUUUAUAAGGAUUAUGACGUCACCCAGCAGGUAAAGGAGUGGAUAACACUAACAAUGUUUGAGCAGGAUCUCAUUACAGACUCGAGAGGAAGGUACGCCACAUGCUAUUAUUCAGAGGAGCUGAUGAACAGAUCUACAGAUACAUAAUUAAAGAGAUAUGGACAUUUUAAUAAAUGUAGUUUCUUUAUUAAAGUUAAUACAGUUCAUUAUGACUCAGUGAUUCUUUUAUUUAAAUAUGGUAUUUAAAAAUAUGUAUAGACUUGUGUAAUCUAUUUCGAAAGCGUGUGUUAUUUUUUAUGGUAUAUUAACAAUAAAUAAAUGAAUAAAAAUUGUAGAAAUCUCAGCAUAAUGAAGAAAACAGAAAAAUAUUAUAACGUGUGUGUGCGUACACACAGUGGGGUAAAGAAG
Molecule: messenger RNA, 4935 nt
Organism: Clarias gariepinus (North African catfish)
Lineage: Eukaryota; Metazoa; Chordata; Actinopteri; Siluriformes; Clariidae
Gene: rasgrp3
Product: RAS guanyl releasing protein 3 (calcium and DAG-regulated)
Exons: 17
Coding region: 368-2467 (699 amino acids)
Biological process (GO): positive regulation of GTPase activity; Ras protein signal transduction
Cellular component (GO): plasma membrane
Molecular function (GO): calcium ion binding; guanyl-nucleotide exchange factor activity
Source: RefSeq, a predicted model, not a curated record